This is a messenger RNA of Ustilago hordei, 765 nucleotides long. RefSeq lists its product as uncharacterized. Bases 1 to 765 code for a protein of 254 amino acids. Gene Ontology annotation, molecular function: catalytic activity. NCBI's taxonomy places the organism in Eukaryota, Fungi, Basidiomycota, Ustilaginomycetes, Ustilaginales, Ustilaginaceae. The transcript has a single exon. The record is from RefSeq and is a predicted model, not a curated record.
AUGUCGACCGCCUCGUCGGGUGCGCCGAUCACCCCGACCGAGGCUGAUCACCCCGUCGGACUCCCGGUGCAAGUCGAUACUCCUCCUUCAGCAUCCACCACCUUCCGAGACUACGUUGUGUGGCAUCAGAAUGGCUCUUUCGACAGGGAUGCAUAUGCGGAUGCACAAGCAUACUGGCAAGAAAAACUUCCCACCCUGCCGCUGGCUCCUGCGCUGCCAAUGCGAUCUGCGGGCAACCAUGCGAUCGACAGCGCUUCCGUGCACCACCUGGCACACACCUUCUCCGAAACAUUCUGGUCAAGCUUUGUGUCGCAAUGCAAGCAGCACAGCCUUCUUCCAUCAGCUGUUCUCAUGACGAACUUCAUCGAUGCUUUGCGUCUCUGGAGCGAAGAACCACAUUUCACCGUGAAUACUACCCUUUUCAACCGAGAAUAUGUCGAAGACGACAUUGACAAGGUCAUUGGCGAUUUCACCGGGGGAAUCUUGUUUCCGACCCCAGACGAGGCGGCCUUCGAUGACAAGUUCUUCUCCAAGCGCUGCCGCCGCGUGCAGAAGCAGCUGCUUUCCGACAUUUCUUACUCGCAGUACAGCAGCAUUAGUGUGAUUCGGGAUCUACAGCACUAUCAUCCAGGAUCUCUGAUGCCAAUCGUCUUCACCUGCGUCUUGCCGUCGGGACAAUCUGCAGAGAUUCCUGGUCCGACCAUUGCGGCCGAUUCCCUCGAAUUUGAGGUUAUCAGUCGCAAGACGCAGACCUCGCAAGUCUGA